This is a messenger RNA of Rotaria sordida, 2184 nucleotides long. The record is from the annotation of a GenBank genome assembly. Lineage: Eukaryota; Metazoa; Rotifera; Eurotatoria; Philodinida; Philodinidae.
AUGGAAGAAAGAAUAUCCCGUGGGUAUUUUCAUUUAUUUUUGAUUAUGUUAUUAUUUGAUAUUAUUUUUUCAUCAACUCUUACAAAUAUAUGUCCUGAUAUUAUUUCGUGCAAUUGUACACUUAUCAAUAAUACAGAUUUAAAUAUAAUUUGUAGUUCAACACCAUCUCUUACUCAAUUACCUACACUCUCACCUAACACACUUCAAACAAAUGUUAAAGAAUUACGUAUUAUUUCAUCAAUAACGAAUACUAAGGGUCCUCUAAUAGCUUUGCCAACAAAUAUUUGUUCUUAUCCAAAUCUUGCUACGCUUGAUUUAUCAUCAAAUAAUAUAAGUGGUCUAUUAAAUACAUCUGAACUUGCUUGUUUAGGUUCGAACUUAAUUCAUGUUGAUUUUUCGUAUAAUAAUAUAAAUGAUAUUGAUAUGAAUUUCUUUAAAGCCAAUCGACAAUUACAAACAAUAAAUCUUUCUCAGAAUAAUUUAACAUUAAUGCCUUUAAUUGAUGGAGGAUAUUUCGUUGAUUUUCCUUCAACAAUUAUAUUAAUGAAUUUUAGUUUUAAUCAAAUAGUUAGUGUAGAUUUUUGGCCUCUAUUUGUUAAAACAAGAAAUACGAUGGAAAUUGAUAUGAGUAAUAAUUUAGUUGAAAAUUAUACAAAUACUGUUCCAAUAUCUUUAGAACAGUUUAGUGAAACACCAGAUCCACGAUAUUUCUAUUUAAAUAAUAAUCGUCUUAAUCGUUUAUCUGAUCUUUUACUUGAACAAUAUGGUGCAUGUUCAACAAAAAAUUUAAUAAGUGCAGCUUAUUUUAUUGUUGGAAUAUCAAAUGUAUUAUUAACAAAUAAUCAAUUAAUAUGUGAUUGUGAAUCUUAUAAUUUAAUAACAUAUAUUAAUGAUGGUAUAAAUGAUUUUCCUGAAAUUAAUAAUGGUACUGCUUUAUUAACACAAGCAUUAUGUUCAUUACCUCUAUCAAUGGCUGGACAAAAAUAUAUUUUUACAAGUUUUAUUGAAUAUAAUAAUUGUGAAAAUUAUACAUUACCAAAUAUUACAGAUAUUUUUUGUUCACUUUAUAUCAACGAUAGUAGAGUAACAUUAACAACACCUACUUAUUGGCCAAGUACAACAACAACAACAUAUAAAUAUGAAACUAAUUCAACAACAGGAAUAAAUAAUGGAAAUACAAAUGCUUCAUCGACUUCUAUUGCAUGGUAUAUUAUCUUGGGUAUUGUUCUCGGUCUAGUAGUUAUUUUAGCAAUAAUUAUAGCUGUGUUUUAUCUAUAUCAAAGAAAGUUUUCUCCAAAAACGUACAAUUUAAAGACUGUAAAUAAUGCUCAAACUGAUGAAAUAACAUCACAAAAAGAUUUCAAACUCAAUGAAAUAAAAUCACGUCGUGUUUCAAUGUCAACAUCUACAUGUGAAUUUGAUAAUCAAGGAAAAGAAACACAAUUGGGUGAUGAUGGUUUACAUUUAAAUCUGAAUUUACCAAAGGGCCAUUCAUCUUUAAAUGAUGAAAAUAAUCCUGAACAAGAAACUCAGACAUGUAUUCAACCUAUUCGUUCAAAACCACCCAUUGGUCGUUCACCUUCAACAUAUGGUUCUCAACAAAUCGAUAAUAAUCAUAUACAAAAUACAUUACAACGUAAACGUAAAUUAUCAUAUCCACUAGCAGCAACUGAUGUUGCAACAAAUACAACAAAUGUUGUCAAAGGUAUUCCCAUACCAUCAGUAUCGACAAAACCUCAAUCAAUAUUUUCAAAUGGUACUGAUACAAUACCUAAUGUAGAUAGUUCUCAAUCAAAUAUAGCUUCUAUUCCACUUGUACCAUCAAAACGAGCAAAAGUUUUACCACAAGUUAAAAAUGGAAUCUAUACUGAUUCAAAAAAUGAUAAUUUAUUAAAUACAACAGCAGGUGCACUUAUAACUGAUCAAAGACAACGACGACGUAGUUCAAUAUGGCUUCGAAAACAAACUCAAAAUAUGGUAUCACCAUUACCUCCUCGACCUCAAUCGAUGGUAACACGAAAACAUGCACUAGUAGAUUCUGAUGUAUCAUUUGAUGAAAGUAUACACUGGACUCCAACCAAUGAAAGUUUAACAAAUAAAUCAUCAAAACCUUUACGUACGGUACCAUUACUUAAUAUUUCUGUUGUACCUGCUUGGAUAGAUGACAGUAAUGAUCAAAUGUGA